AUGGAGAAUGCUGAAGUGGGAAACACCGACAUCCACUGGUACCGAGAACUACCCGGGCAGGACAUGGAGUGGGUUUUAACACAUGAGGCAGGAGGCAGCGUACGAAGGAGACCAGGCUUCACUGAGCGGUUCCAGCCAUUCAAAGACACCUCCAACAGCAGCUUCAUCCUGACGGUCACAAACGUGACGCUCAAUGACUCUGCCGUCUAUUACUGCACAGUGUGGGGAGAUAUCAGAGGGAACGGAACCCAGCUCAACGUAACCAAUCCCCUGGAUGAUCCGGUCCUUAUCCAGUCUCCGUCAGUCAGCAAGGUGGCAGAGGGUGUAACUGUGCAGUUGCAAUGUGUCUUGCACAAAGCCGGUGUGAAUGACACUGACGUCCACUGGAACCAGCAGCGACCUGGGAAAAACAGCGAGUGGAUAAUGAGCCACUUUGUGGAUGGCAACGUCACCAGGUCCAGCUGCAUCUCUGACCGCUUUAAUUCUUUCAGGAAUGCCAUGAGCAACAGUUACAUUCUGACCAUCGCCAAUGUCUCCAUCAAUGACACAGCUGUCUACAACUGCAGUGUGUGGAGUUACAUCUAUGGAGCAGGGUCCCAGCUCAAUGUAACUGUGGAAAACACUGACGUCCACUGGUACCGAGAACUACCCGCGCAGGACAUGGAGUGGGUUUUAACACAUGAGGCAGGAGGCAGCGUACUAAGGAGACCAGGCUUCACUGAGCGGUUCCAGUCGUUCAAAGACGCCUCCAACAGCAGCUUCAUCCUGACGGUGACAAACGUGACGCUCAAUGACUCUGCCAUCUAUUACUGCACAGUGUGGGGAGAUAUCAGUGGGAACAGGACACAGAUGAUUGUCAUUAGCCCGCUGCGCUUCCGGCCCCGUUAG
Amblyraja radiata (thorny skate) is the source of this 888-nucleotide messenger RNA. RefSeq lists its product as uncharacterized. Lineage: Eukaryota; Metazoa; Chordata; Chondrichthyes; Rajiformes; Rajidae. The record is from RefSeq and is a predicted model, not a curated record. The coding region runs from base 1 to 888 and encodes 295 amino acids. The transcript has 4 exons.